AUGGGAAAGAUAUACACUGCUGGUAAUACGUUGAUUAAACCACACAAUAUCGACUAUAAAAUUCCAAUGAAUUCAAAUAAAAUAUCAACACUUUUCGAUCAAACAACGAAAGACGAUAUACAGAAAAUGAAUGACUUCAUUACUCAAGUGAUGCCUUCAAAAAUCAAAAUAUACUGUUCAAAAAUUAUAACCGUCUUUGAUAUAUCAAGUCUUAAUUUAGAGAACAUUGACUGUGUGAAAUUUAAUGCUAAAUCUUCCCAGCACAUUGACUACGUGUGUUCUAAUGAACAGAUAUUGCCCGAAAGGGUUGAAUGUGAAGACUGUACUUUAACUUCAAAACGUCCUAUUUUCAAUGUCAAAGAAGUAGAGUUAAGUCAACACUGGAAUGUGGUUGUCGAUUAUAAUAACGAUGAAAACGAUAACACAAUUAAUUUUUCAAAGAACGUCAAAGAGUUCCUCUUCCCAAACGUUGAACGUGUUGUCAUCAAAAAAGGAAUUUUAAAUGAAUUUGAUUUUUCUCAAUUAAAAUCAUUAAAAAGUUUUGAAGCAAAUGGAUGUAAACAGUGUGAAUUCAUUCUUCCUCAUAUCAAUGGCGAGAACUGCGGGUUUAUAAAUAACGCAAAAAUGAAAAUUAUAAUGUGUAUAGAGAGUCCACAGUGCUUUAAAAUAGAGAACUGUCGCAGUCUAAAAAUCUUAUUUUUGCAACGAAAAAGUUUAAAUGAAGAUCACAAGAAAAACAAGAAUGUGAGAUGUUCGCUUGAUAUUUUGAAUUGUAGGAAAGUCGUUUUACUCAACACAAAGUAUAACAAUAUCACAAUAACCAACUCAAACGUCGCGUUUAUGCCGAACACUGUUAUUAAUAAAUUGGAGGCAGUUCAUUCACAAAAUAUUAACAAAAGUGUGAUCCAUGUGAAAAAGUUAAGUAUUGAUAAUAACAACACAUUCGUUUUCGAUGAUAAAACAGUUGAAAGUUUGUCACUCGGAAAUUGUAAAAAUUUAAAGAUGUCUGUUGAACUUCCUUUAUGCAAAAAACGGAUCAUUUUUAUGAGUCAAAAUUGCGAUUUAAAUUUUGAAAACAGUCCAUUUGUGUCAAUUCAAGUGUGUCAGUCGAAGAACGUUAAGGUGUGUGGAGAGUUCAAAGCACUUAACGCUGCACAAAUUAUUAUAUCACCAAACUGUGAGCUUUUUUCUACCAAUGAAAAAACCAAGAACCGUUUAAAUGCGAUGAAAGUUUACUCAGACGUUGUGUUCACGUCAAACAAAUUGAAGCCGUUAAUUGGCAUCCCACUUGAGCCCAAAUUCAACGUAUUACAAAGUGAAAAGUUUGUUGGUGUGACGGACUUUAGUCAGUUUAUGGACGUACUUAAUUGUGAGCGAAUCACUUUAUUGAGGUGCACAAAUGUCGAAGAUAACCCAUUUGCUGUAACUACAAACAACUUAUUAAUAAGAAAUUGUCGAUUGGGUAUUAUAGUACUUAAGAAAGAGAAUAUGG
Entamoeba invadens IP1 is the source of this 1492-nucleotide messenger RNA. RefSeq lists its product as hypothetical. The transcript has a single exon. The record is from RefSeq and is a predicted model, not a curated record. NCBI's taxonomy places the organism in Eukaryota, Evosea, Mastigamoebida, Endamoebidae. The annotation marks the transcript as partial.